UCCCCCGCACGCCGCGCAGGCGCGGAGCCUACUAGCCCGCUCCUCGUGCCCUCGAGACGCGCGGACGCCGCGAUGGCGGAUUCUGAGCUGCGGCUGGUGGCGCAGCGGAUCCGCAGCUUCCCCGACUUCCCCGUCCCCGGCGUGCUGUUCAGGGACAUCUCACCCAUCCUGAAGGACCCCGACUCCUUCCGCGCCUCUAUCAGCCUCCUGGCUAAUCACCUGAAAAAGGUCCACGGCGGCAGGAUCGACUACAUCGCGGGCCUAGACUCCCGUGGCUUCCUGUUUGGUCCCUCCCUGGCCCAGGAGCUGGGCUUGGGCUGCAUCCUCAUCCGGAAGCGAGGGAAGCUGCCAGGCCCCACUGUGUGUGCCUCGUACGCGCUGGAAUACGGGAAGGCCGAGCUGGAGAUCCAGAGGGACGCCCUGGAGCCGGGGCAGAAGGUGGUGGUCGUGGAUGAUCUGCUUGCCACUGGCGGAACCAUGCGUGCAGCCUGUGAGCUGCUGGGGCAGCUGCAGGCCCAGGUGCUGGAAUGCGUGAGCCUGGUGGAGCUGACCUCUCUGAAGGGCAGGGAGAAGUUGGGGGCUGUGCCCUUCUUCUCUCUCCUGCAGUACGAGUGACCCCGGCCCCACCCCCGCACCAACUGGAAGAGAAGAGGAUCAGCCUGAGCGGCUGCAGCGACCACCACUGGCCACCAGGGGGACCAGAAGUUCGGG
Messenger RNA from Kogia breviceps (pygmy sperm whale), 711 nucleotides. RefSeq names its product adenine phosphoribosyltransferase (gene APRT). The record is from RefSeq and is a predicted model, not a curated record. Gene Ontology annotation, molecular function: adenine phosphoribosyltransferase activity; AMP binding; adenine binding. Lineage: Eukaryota; Metazoa; Chordata; Mammalia; Artiodactyla; Physeteridae. Gene Ontology annotation, biological process: AMP salvage; adenine salvage. Gene Ontology annotation, cellular component: cytoplasm.